Molecule: messenger RNA, 228 nt
Organism: Anisakis simplex (herring worm)
Lineage: Eukaryota; Metazoa; Nematoda; Chromadorea; Rhabditida; Anisakidae
Source: the annotation of a GenBank genome assembly
AUGGUUUCAAUGAAGUAUUCAGUAGCACUGAACGCGUACCCGGUUUCCUGUCAUACUGCGCAACCCGGAGGUAAGGCUCGAGCCGAGGUGGUUCGGGAGGGAUGCCCUUCGAUGAACGAUCCGGCAGGACGUAGCCUGCGAUUGGUGCAGAACAUUUCGAAUCUUGGCUCUAUACAGAUGCGAUUCACAAUCAAUGAACGACUCAUGCCUUGGACUAAAUCCACGUGA